UCCGCCGGGGUCGGCGAAGCAUGCUGGCAGUAUGGACGUGAAGGAACGCAGGCCCUACUGCUCGCUGACCAAGAGCAGGCGCGACAAGGAGCGGCGCUACACGGGCUCGUCCGGCGACAGCGAGGAGUGCGGCAGCGGCGGCGGCGGCCCGGGGCCGAGGGUACCCACCCAGAAGUCGUACAGCUCCAGCGAGACGCUCAAGGCCUUCGACCACCAGGACUCCUCCAGACUAUUGUACAGCAGCAGAGUGAAGGAGAUGGUGCACCGUGAACAGGACGAGUACACCCGACAAGGGCAGAACUUCAACCUGAGACAACUGGGGAUCUGCGAGCCGUCCACGCGCCGCGGCCUGGCCUUCUGCGCCGAGAUGGGCCUCCCCCACCGCGGCUACUCAGUCGGCGCCGGCUCCGACGUGGACACCGAGAACGAGGGCGUGAUGUCACCGGAGCGCGCCAUGCGGCUGUGGGGCCGCGGGGUGAAGUCGGGCGGACGGAACUCGUGCCUGUCCAGCCGGUCCAACUCGGCCCUGACCCUCACCGACACAGAGCACGAAAACAAGUCGGACAGCGAUAAUGGUUGUCUGAGGGUUGUCCUGAGGAGCCUUAAGCCUCCCAGCAUGCUCCACUCUGGCAGCGCUUGGUGUCGAUCCGCCAACUUCUCUCCCAUGACCCUCUAG
This is a messenger RNA of Salvelinus namaycush (lake trout), 676 nucleotides long. RefSeq names its product teneurin-3-like. Bases 32 to 676 code for a protein of 214 amino acids. Gene Ontology annotation, cellular component: membrane. Lineage: Eukaryota; Metazoa; Chordata; Actinopteri; Salmoniformes; Salmonidae. The transcript is spliced from 3 exons. Gene Ontology annotation, biological process: signal transduction. The record is from RefSeq and is a predicted model, not a curated record.